AUGGUCGCCCCAGCCGCUAACAUGAGCUACUCCCCGAAGAGACUGAUCGUGUGCUGCGACGGCACCUGGAUGAAUUCAGAGAGUGCAUACGUUAAGCCCACGCUCCUCAAGCCCAAGGGGUCGCUGCAGAUUCCCUCAAAUGUGACUCGCAUCUCGAGGUGUUUUCGCCGGAGGUGCAGCGAUGGUCGAAUGCAAGUCAUCGAGUACGAGUCUGGCGUCGGCACGGGCAGCAAUACCCUCGACACCCUUACUGGCGGUGCUUUCGGCCUCGGUCUCGGAGAGCGAGUUCGCAACAUUUACAGCUUCCUGUGCGCCAACUACUGCGACGGCGACGAGAUCAUCCUUGUCGGCUUCUCUCGUGGCGCUUACAUUGUUCGUUCCGUCGCUGGCAUGAUUUCCGACCUGGGACUCUUGACCCGUGAAGGUGUCGAGCACUUUUGGCCCAUCUUUAAAGACAUGGAGAACUGGAACAACCACCGCUACCGCGACGAGUUCCCCACGAUGCCGUUCGACAACAAACCCAAGGGUGAGGGGGCGGCGGAGGUGUACAGGGCCAGGCUAGAAAAGAAUGAGGGCCAAGGGGAUAUCAUCAAGGUCAAAGCAGUUGCCGUCUGGGACACUGUCGGUAGCCUGGGCAUCCCUCAAAUUGCCUGGUUGAACAAGCUUGGGAUCUACGCGUCGAACCGCGAGUUUAGAUUCUGGGACACGAGCCUGUCUGACAGAGUCGAACACGCAUUCCAGGCUCUGGCUCUCGACGAGACGCGCUAUUCCUUCCAGCCAGCUGUCUGGGAACGUCUUAAGGCUAAUAGGCAUACGACUGAUCUUCGACAAGUCUGGUUCCCGGGAAACCACUCAAACUGCGGUGGCGGCUGGAACGAUCAGGGAAUUUCUAACAUCACUCUUGCCUGGAUGAUGGAUCAGCUGGCAUCCAUUGGUGUCGAGUUUAACCAUCUCGCACUCGAACGCUGCGUGCAGCAGUCCAAUUCUUUUUACAGGGCCCAAAUCAAGGACAAAAGCAUCAAGUGGGCAAUGGAGCCCGUCUACGGCCAGAACCACCCCCUCCGGCCUUGGGGUCUCGGUUCUAUUCAGAAGACCUCGAACCUUCUCUACACCUUGGCCGGAAAGAUCAUUCGCUCGCCUGGCUUGUACAAACAAGUCAAUGCUCAUACGGAUGCUCGAACCGCUACUUUCCUCACGGACACGAACGAGCGCAUCCAUUCAUCGGUCCGUAUCCGCCUGGCUUGCAAGGGCCUGGGGUUGAAUGACCUUGGAGAGUGGGACAACCCGGCUAUGAAGAAGAAUUGGCGGCUUGUGUACUCGAAUGCGGCUUAUGAAGACCCGGUUCCGCACCAUCCAGUCUGGGAACCUAAGUCGGAUCAGCAAGAGUGUAUGAAGCAUCCUGCCGACGCCGACUCUGAUGGUCGCUGGGUUUGGGAGUACUGUGGCCCUAAGGAGAAUGCUCCUACUAGUCCCAAAGGGAGGACCUUGGUGGAGGAGCCCCUCGGGCCGUACGAGCGUCAUCUGUUGAAGUUGACCGGUGGUGACCCCAAUGUGUAUCAGUAUGUGGCAUCAAAGGAGGGCACUAAGCGCGCUCUGGAAGCAGAGAGCAGCUAG
Colletotrichum abscissum is the source of this 1614-nucleotide messenger RNA. RefSeq lists its product as uncharacterized. Bases 1 to 1614 code for a protein of 537 amino acids. NCBI's taxonomy places the organism in Eukaryota, Fungi, Ascomycota, Sordariomycetes, Glomerellales, Glomerellaceae. The transcript is spliced from 6 exons. The record is from RefSeq and is a predicted model, not a curated record.